AUGCCUCCAUCCAAGACUGAUUCGAUCAUCAUUGUUGGUGCUGGUGUAUUCGGCCUCAGCACUGCCCUAGAGCUGAAGCGCCGGGGCUAUACUGAUAUAACCGUUCUGGACCGGUACAACCCUCCCGCUGUCGACGGGAGCAGUGUGGAUAUCUCGCGCAUCAUUCGAAUUGAUUAUGCCGACCCAGUCUAUUGUCAAAUGGCCUAUGAGGCAUACCAGGGCUGGAAGACCGAAUACAAGGAGCACUACUACGAAUCCGGCUUUGCGCUUUUGUCAGAGACGCCAGAGAACGACUGGAUUACAAAGUCCGCAGCGACCGUGCGGGCCAAUGGUGGAACUGUUGAAGAUCUAGAUGAUGCGUCAAGCCUGCUCAAGUCAUACCCCAAUAUCCAAUCCAAUUUGGCUGGCAUGAGCGGAUACCUCAACCGCAGGGGUGGAUGGGCAGACGCCGCUGGAAGCAUUCAAAAGUUGGCUUCCCGCUGCAGUGUAGAAGGUAUCUCCAUCAUCACUGGGCCUCGUGGAAGUGUGGUAUCUCUCCUCCGGGAGGGCUCCCGGGUCGUGGGAGUCAAACUUAUCGAUGGAAGCUCUCUGCGUGCUUCUCAGCUUAUCUUGAGCACAGGUGCAUGGACGCCCCGCCUUCUGAACGUGGCACAUGCUGCAUCGUCUUCUGGACAACCUGUCGGUUUCAUUCAAUUGACCCAGGAGGAAGCACGCUCUCUGGAUAACACGCCUGUCAUGAUCAAUAUGACCACUGGCGUGUUCGUGUUCCCUCCAAGCCCUGGUAGCAAUAUCUUGAAGCUUGCACGUCACGGAUAUGGAUAUGCCAACGAGGUGACCGUCCAGGUGGACGGGGAGAAGCGCACCAUCUCAUCGCCCAAAUUCGAUAGCAGCAACUCGGAGACCGGAUACCUGCCCGAGGAUGCCGACGAGGAUCUGAGGAAGGGUCUACGUCAGUUCUUCCCCCAGUUUGCCGAUCGACCCUGGAUGAACCGCCGUUUGUGUUGGUACACGGAUACUCCCAAGGGUGAUUUCAUUAUCGACAACCACCCGAAUCUGCAGGGCCUCUUCGUGGCUACUGGAGGAGCAGGACAUGGUUUCAAAUUUCUCCCUAUCCUGGGUAAAUACAUUGCAGACUGCUUCGAGAAUAAAGCAUCUGAGGAACUACGACAGAAGUGGCGACUCCAGCCGCCACCUCGCGAUGCACCCAGUGGCAAUGGCAUGGAAGGUGAUGGUAGUCGCGCUGGUCCGCCCCUGCGGAAGCUUACCACAAUGGAGAAGGCCAAGCUAUAA
This is a messenger RNA of Penicillium brasilianum, 1290 nucleotides long. The record is from the annotation of a GenBank genome assembly. NCBI's taxonomy places the organism in Eukaryota, Fungi, Ascomycota, Eurotiomycetes, Eurotiales, Aspergillaceae.